AUGAAAACCUCCGCGCCGGAACCCGUCAACCAGCCAGCCAGGGACCUCGAAAUGCCUGACGCAGGGUCAGAAGAAGUUGCCGUCCCUUCCACGACCAACAAUGGCGACGGCGCAGCAUCAGUAGCAGCAGCAGCACCGAAUCCUACGACGAAGACGACGACGACAACACCAACAGGAACAAGCAUCAGUGGUUUUACUCAAAAUGACGCCCCCGAAGCCUCCGAGGAAAAAGAAGGCGAAGAAGCCGAUGUCGAAUCCUCCGCUGCCGGACCCGGCUCCGCCGACGCAGAGGGGGAGCCGAAAAUCUCCAAGAACCAGCUCCGCAAGAUGAAGCGCAAGGCAGCGUGGGAGGACGGUCGCGAGGACCGCAAGCGCAAGCGCAAGGAGAAGCGCCACGACCGCCAGGUCGCCCGGCGCGAGCAGAUCGCUGCCGUACUUGCCGAGGCCGAGGCCAAGGGCGUCGACCCGGCCUCCGUCACCAUCCCCCCGAAGCGCAAGACGCCCAAGCAGCCCUCGGUCCAGGUGCCCGUCACCCUGAUCCUCGACUGCGACUUUGAGAAGUACAUGCUCGAGAAGGAGCUCGUCUCCCUCGCGAGCCAGAUCACCCGCUCUUACUCGGACAACCGCGCCGCGAGGUACCGCGCGCACCUGUACGUAAGCUCGUACGGCGGCCAGCUGAAGGAACGCUUCGAGACGACGCUGGGGAGCCAGCACGUGCACUGGAAGGGCGUGACGCUUGUCGAAGGGGACUUUGUCGAGGCGUCCAAGGCCGCGGACGAGCUGAUGAAGGGGCCCCGCGGUGGGCAGGUCAUUGACCUGCUGAAGCCCACCGCGGAGGACGGGGCGGCCAAGAAGCCCGCCGUCUUCAUGGACACCGUCAGCUCGGCACCCACCCCGGACCCCGAACCCGAACCCGCCGAAGAGCUCAAGAAUAUCGUCUACCUCUCCUCCGACUCGGUCAACACCCUCGACCGCCUCGAGCCCAACACGAGCUACGUCAUCGGUGGCCUCGUCGACCGUAACCGCGAAAAGGGGCUGUGCCACCGCCGCGCGAGGGAGAUGGGCAUCCGGACGGCGAAGCUACCUAUCGGCGAGUACAUGAACCUGUCGAGCCGGAGAGUGCUCGCGACGAAUCAUGUUGUCGAGAUUAUGCUCAAGUGGCUCGAGACGGGCAGCUGGGCGGAGGCGUUCCUGAGCGUCAUCCCUAAGCGGAAGGAGGCCAAGCUCAAGGAGCGGGGCGACGCCGGCAGUGCCAACGGAACCCCCGCUGCAGAAGGCGCGGAUGGCAAGAUCGAGGAUAGCAGGUUUGACGAGGAGGACGACGAAGACGUGGAUGAGAAGCAGACCAUCACGGAAAACGCGGCAGCACCCGAACCAUCAGCUGGGGCUCAAGAAAGCGCAAAGGGGAACGUGAGUGGUUCAUAG
Messenger RNA from Colletotrichum graminicola M1.001, 1425 nucleotides. RefSeq lists its product as uncharacterized. Gene Ontology annotation, biological process: tRNA N1-guanine methylation. The record is from RefSeq and is a predicted model, not a curated record. NCBI's taxonomy places the organism in Eukaryota, Fungi, Ascomycota, Sordariomycetes, Glomerellales, Glomerellaceae. The transcript has a single exon. Gene Ontology annotation, molecular function: tRNA binding. Gene Ontology annotation, cellular component: nucleus. Bases 1 to 1425 code for a protein of 474 amino acids.